UUUUCCAAAAACCCUACGAUUCCUCUUCCAAAAAAAAAAAACUCUACGAUUACCGGAAAACUCGCACAACCCACCAUGGGUCUUCUCUCUUGGUUCAGAGGCAACCCGAAAACUGAAACCCAAACCAUACCGAAGCCCAACGAGACCCCGAAACCCGUUCCGGGAAUGCACGGAGCCGUUGUAGUGCCCCGACCUGAGAGUGUUACGGUGUUCGAGUUCGGGUCCGUAGCGGCUACUGCAGAUAAGGUUACGUUAGCCGGGUUCUGUCCCGUAUCCGACGAGCUCGAGCCUUGCCGCUGGGAAAUUCUGCCCGCUAGUGGAUCCGACGCUCCCCAGUUUCGCAUCGUCUUUUGACACCGAAAAAUUGAUUGUAAGUCGGUAAAGAAAAUUGAUUGUAAGGAAAUUGAACGUUUAACAUAGACUCUUUGUUCAGAGAUUAUUGUGAUUUUGGGUAAUGAGAAAUACAUUUUUCUUAUGAAUUU
Theobroma cacao (cacao) is the source of this 482-nucleotide messenger RNA. Its product is annotated as allyl alcohol dehydrogenase-like protein. The record is from RefSeq and is a predicted model, not a curated record. NCBI's taxonomy places the organism in Eukaryota, Viridiplantae, Streptophyta, Magnoliopsida, Malvales, Malvaceae.